Molecule: messenger RNA, 1179 nt
Organism: Symbiodinium natans
Lineage: Eukaryota; Dinophyceae; Suessiales; Symbiodiniaceae
Source: the annotation of a GenBank genome assembly
AUGGAGCCUUGUGAGUCGAGCUCGGAAAGCGACGUUCAGGUGGCAUCCGUGACAGCUGGGGUCGGGGCAAAGCAUUUCCGCUUUACGGACGCGUGGCUGGUCUGCAACUGGAAGGAGCUGCUGCUGGCAGACAGGAGGCUGACCUCCAUUGACAGUUUGGAGUCAUUCAAGAACCUGAAGAAGGUGGAGUUGCGAGGCUUCCUCGAGAUGAGCCAUAGUCUGUGUUGGCUCGGGCUGGCCAAGAACAGGCUUCGCAAGAUCUCGGGCCUGGGAAACCUGUCCAGCUUGGCCGUGCUUGACCUCAGUGACAACCGAGUCUCCAGGCUGGUUGGCCUGGAAGCCCUUCAGGGGCUGAAGGCACUCAUAGCCACGCGCAAUCGCAUUGUCAUCUUGGACGGCCUGAGCCCGAAGAAGAACCCCCUUCUGGAGACCUUGAUCCUGUCGCACAAUCAGAUCGAGCAGUGUGCAUUGGUAGGCUUCAAGAAUCUGAAGAAGAUCUCGCUGGCCCACAAUCAGCUGCACGCAUUUCCAACUCUCAAGAAAUUGCCAGUGCUCAGCGAAUUACGCCUCAAUGGCAACAAGCUUCUUGCAAUCUCUCCAGCAGUGGCAUCUUUGCCCCACUUGUCCACGCUGGAUGUGGGCAACAACCUCAUCAAGCAGGCAUCAGGUUUUGACGCCUUACGAGGACUUCUCUGGCUAACCAACUUGAAUGUCAGAGGCAACCUUUCAGAAGGAGAUGAGCUCCCAGAUCAGGUCCGACAGAUUGUGGCCAGCUUGCAAAGACUGGAGAUUUUGAAUGGGAAGCGGCAGUCGGGCAAGGCACGGAAGAGACGCAGGCAGAACGACCGCGACGCACAACCCCGGCGAGCAGUGGGUCGGGCCAGAGGGCGAGGUGCGAGCGGCGGUCGCGGGUACGCCAUGCACGGCACCGGAAGAGGGCGUGGGUCAGCCCACGAAGACUCUGAUACAGAGCUGAAACCAUUGCGUGCUCGCGGACGAGGCGGCUCUUCUGUGGCCAUGACCAAGUCUCAUGGACAGGGACGCAGUGCAACGACAACCUCGAAGGCAGACGAAGCAGCUGGUCGUUCCCCAGAGAUGCCAGAUGUUGCCGCAACGAAGAAAGGUAAGAAACGCAUCCUCAAGAAGCGGCGACCGGGAAAACCCCGCCCUGCCUCCUGA